Molecule: messenger RNA, 1185 nt
Organism: Urocitellus parryii (Arctic ground squirrel)
Lineage: Eukaryota; Metazoa; Chordata; Mammalia; Rodentia; Sciuridae
Gene: P2rx3
Product: purinergic receptor P2X 3
Biological process (GO): calcium ion transmembrane transport; response to ATP
Cellular component (GO): plasma membrane
Molecular function (GO): ATP binding; extracellularly ATP-gated monoatomic cation channel activity; purinergic nucleotide receptor activity
Source: RefSeq, a predicted model, not a curated record
AUGAACUGCAUAUCAGACUUCUUUACUUACGAGACCACCAAGUCAGUGGUCGUGAAGAGCUGGACCAUUGGGAUCAUCAACAGGGCAGUUCAGCUUCUGAUCAUCUCCUACUUUGUGGGAUGGGUAUUCUUGCACGAGAAGGCAUACCAAGUGCGGGACACAGCCAUUGAGUCCUCGGUGGUAACCAAGGUGAAGGGUUUCGGACGCUAUGCCAACAGAGUCAUGGAUGUGUCUGAUUAUGUGACCCCACCCCAGGGCACCUCCGUCUUUGUCAUCAUCACCAAGAUGAUCGUUACUGAAAACCAGAUGCAAGGAUUCUGCCCAGAGAACGAGGAGAAGUACCGCUGUGUGUCUGACAGCCAGUGUGGACCUGAGCGUUUCCCGGGUGGGGGGAUCCUCACCGGCCGCUGCGUGAACUACAGCUCUGAGCUCCGGACCUGUGAGAUCCAGGGCUGGUGCCCCACGGAGGUGGACACCGUGGAAAUGCCUAUCAUGAUGGAAGCGGAGAACUUCACCAUUUUCAUCAAGAACAGCAUCCGUUUCCCCCUCUUCAACUUUGAGAAGGGAAACCUCCUGCCCAACCUGACAGCCAGGGACAUGAAGACCUGCCGUUUCCAUCCUGAAAAGGCUCCUUUCUGCCCCAUCUUGCGGGUGGGGGACGUGGUCAAGUUUGCAGGGCAGGAUUUUGCCAAGCUGGCCCGCACGGGUGGAGUUCUGGGCAUAAAGAUUGGCUGGGUGUGCGAUUUGGACAAGAGCUGGGACCAGUGCAUCCCCAAAUACUCCUUCACUCGGCUGGACAGCGUUUCUGAGAAAAGCAGCAUCUCCCCGGGGUACAACUUCAGGUUUGCCAAGUACUACAAGAUGGAGAAUGGCAGCGAGUACCGCACGCUCCUGAAGGCUUUCGGCAUCCGCUUCGACGUGCUGGUGUAUGGGAACGCCGGCAAGUUCAACAUCAUCCCCACCAUCAUCAGCUCCGUGGCGGCCUUUACUUCAGUGGGAGUGGGGACAGUCCUCUGUGACAUCAUCCUGCUCAAUUUCCUCAAGGGGGCCGACCAGUACAAAGCCAAGAAGUUUGAAGAGGUGAACGAAGCAACACUGAAGAUCGCCAACCCAGAGUUCUCCAGGGACCAGGCCACAGAGGAGAAGCAGUCUACGGACUCAGGGGCUUACUCCAUUGGCCACUGA